CUAUGGCUGCUUUGAAUAAAGUUUCAAAUGAAAUGUCAUUAGAAACUACAAUUUUCUGCACACGUAAUGUUGUAUUGCAUGUUCGUACCUUACCAACCGGAACACUGACAGAGUGACACAAUUUUGCAGCUAAAUUAAGACAUAUGAUCCCAACACUAUUGAAACAGAGCAAUAGUCUGUUUCUUUUGGGUUUUUUACAAAUUUGACAGUCGUCUGAAUCACAACUCUAACAGUAACAGCGUUUCAUUAAAAAAAAAAAACCCAAAAAACCCCUCAAGAUUCUAUCUUUCAUGAGAAAUUCUGUCAUCUUUAAAGUGGGAAAAUAUGGUUCUCGGUCCUGGCAUUGAAAAAACUGAGCGUCAGUUACGGGUAAAAAGUCGGCAGGGUACACGCAUGCGUGUUGUGAGAGAGUUGUACCUAAGAGAUGAUGUACCUUGUGGGAGUCCACGAUGUCUGGCUGACUGCAGACCAUACUCAGAUAAACUCUGCAAACUGCCUGAUGAUGUCACACACUAUCUUGUCCCAGACUGCCAAGUUGCCAGGGAUUAUCUGGAGAUACUAGAAGCACCUGAAGUACAAGGCAUUAUCCUCACUCAGACUGCUGUUAAUUUUGUGCAGUUUGAAGGGAGUAAGCGUCUGUUUAUGCGUCUGAAGGACCUGGUGAAUGAUCAGAGAAAGGGGUCGGUUAUCUUCAACAACGAGUUCCAGAAAUACGCAUACUGUGAGAGGGAACCAGGCGAGGCUUUCAACGAAUGGCAGUGCAGAAGCACCUAUCAGACAUGUUUGUGGUACUACAAUCACCUAGCUGGUCAGAUUCCAGUUGUCAUGGUUACACAGAGUGAACAGGCUGUUAAAGAGUACAGCAACAAGACACUGAAUGUGUUUGUGAUGCCCAUGAAGGAUUACCUGAAUAGCUUUUGGUCGACCUUGACUGGUAUCAUAGAUCUUUACGAUUCGCUAUCUGCAGCUCUUAAGACAAAAAAUAAAGAGCGAGACUAUGCCGGGUAUUUACCAGUGGAUGUGUUGGAAGCAGGUGUUAAGUCCGGCCGGUUUAUCCGCGGAACUCUGAAUGUGAAUAAACACAGCGCCAUGAUGGAGGCCUUCGUGAAGAGAUCAGAAAGUGACCUAAAAGACGAGACCGAUUCUGAUGUGUUGAUCUCUGGUCAGUCAUCACGUAACCGCGCGGUUCACGGAGACUUGGUGGUUGUAGAAGUCUUACCUCGCAGUCAGUGGAGGGGCCGGUCCAUGGACAUCAAGCAAGAAGAAGACACCUCUGGAGUAAAAUCCGAAGAUGCUGUCAGCCAUGAGGAAGAUGUUGGAGUGAAGGUGAUGCCGACAGGAGUCGUGGUUGGAAUUCUACAGAGGAACUGGAGAGACUACGUUGUCUCCUUCGCAGCCGACCAGGGAAGUCAGAUGAAUACCAACCUGGCAGGCAAGGUUAUUGUUAUUCCCUGGGAUUACCGGACUCCGAAAAUACGCAUCAGCACACGACAGGUGGAAAGUCUUCGAGAUCAAAGGUUUAUUGUGCGAAUUGACUCGUGGGGAGUGGAUUCCCAGUAUCCAAACGGACACUUUGUCCGCAGUCUCGGUAAGAUUGGUGACCUGGAGACAGAGAUAGCUGCUUUACUGGUUGAGAAUGACAUCAGUGUCCCUCCUUUUACUGAUGGCCAGCUGAAGGAACUACCAGCAGACACACCUGACAAUCCCUGGCAUAUGGCCGACGAAGAAAUCUGUUCUCGUUGUGAUUUGAGAGAUUCCCACCUCAUCUUCAGUAUCGACCCUAAAGGAUGUGAGGAUGUUGACGACACCCUGUCUGUCAGGAAGCUUCCCAAUGGUAAUUAUGAACUUGGAGUUCACAUAGCUGACGUGACUCACUUCGUGAAGCCAGGAUCGCUGUCAGACAUGGAGGCGAGAUCGCGGGCUACGUCUGUGUACCUCGCCGACCGCAGAUACGACAUGCUUCCAGCCGUGCUCAGUGCCAAUCUGUGUUCUCUCGUCAGUGGAGUCGACAGAUAUGCCGUCAGUGUGAUAUGGGAGAUAUCACCCAAUUACGAGGUUCUACAAGUUCAGUACAAACGUUCAGUGAUCAGGUCUCAGUACAAAUUAUAUUAUGAGCUUGCUCAAGCGAUCCAUGACGGGAUGUCUGAUACAGAGGUGAUCUCCAACAUUCCAGAGCUGGCGAAUCUCUCAACAGAUAAACAACAACAGAGAGUGGCUGAUCUGCGGUGGUCAGUGUGUAAACUGAUGGAGAUAGCCCGAGGACUGAAGUCAAGACGGGUAGCCAGUGGAGCCCUGGAGUUGGAGAGUUCUGAGGUUACUGUGGAGAUGGAUGACAAGAAUCAGAUAGAGGAUCUCACUCCAAAGGAUCAUAUGGAGAUCCAUGACACUAUUGCGGAAUGUAUGAUCUUCGCCAAUCACUGGGUGGCCAGGAAGAUUGUGGAGACCUUCCCCAACCAUGCACUGUUACGACAUCAUCCGUUGCCACGUGAAGAUCAUUUCUCUAACCUGAUCAACUGCGCUGCAGCUCGAGGUUAUUCAAUCGAUGUGACAUCCAACAGAGCGCUGGCCAAGUCGCUUGACCAGUGUGUCGAUCCCACGGACAGCGUGGUCAACAAGUUACUGCGAUCUCUCGCGACUCAAGCGAUGUCCAACGCAGCAUACUUCUCUACGGGCUCCCUUUCCAGAGACCAGUUCUUCCACUACGGUCUCGCUCUCGACUUGUACACACAUUUCACGUCGCCCAUCAGACGAUACGCAGACAUCAUUGUGCAUCGACAGUUGUUGGCUGCUAUGCAGAUUGAUGAGCUGACUGGACUACCUAACAACAAGGAAGUACAUGAGUUAAGCAACCACAUCAAUAUCAAACAUCGGGCUGCUCAGAAUGCACAGCGCGACUCUCAGGAGCUGUUCCAGUCUCUGUUUUUCCGUGACAAGUCUCCAGAUGAUGAAACUUGUGUUGUGGAUGCUGUCAUCUUUCAGCUCAGAACCAAUGGGAUGCUAGUCUAUAUUCCAAGAUAUGGUAUCAAAGGUCCGGUGUACCUGAGAGACAAGGAAGGUCUUGUCGUCUUCUUACUGGACAGAUGUACUCCUGAGUGGACGACCGGACAGCUGGACAGAACUGAUCGUGACAUCACAGUCUCCUGCCAGUACGGUUCGCAGUCCUACUCCUUGUUUGAUCAUAUCACAGUCAGAAUAUCCGAGUUGACCUCCAGAUCCCAUUCUUCGUGUUUGAAAUUUGAGCUGCUAUCAAACAAACCUCACUUUGAGGAGAGUUCCGAUUCUCAGCCAACAAGCAAGUCCAGCAAAACAGAUAUAAUAACGGAGGUUAGAAGUGCCGCCCAAGAAAAGCAGCUGGAGUUGCCUUCCUUUGACCUGGGGCCGAAAUUCCCUGCACUGAAAGCAGAAUACGGUCAGACUGCGGAGGAACUGAGCAUGUACACUGUAUUCGAGUCAUUUAAACAGAUAGGUUUAACAGCAACGUGACAUCUCUAGGGAGGACUGCAGAGGAACUGAGCAUGUACACUGUAUUCGAGUCAUUUAAACAUAGGUUUAACAGCAACGUGACAUCUCUAGGGAGGACUGCAGAGGAACGGAGCAUGUACACUGUAUUCGAGUCAUUUAAACAUAGGUUUAACAGCAACGUGACAUCUCUAGGGAGGACUGCAGAGGAACGGAGCAUGUACACUGUAUUCGAGUCAUUUAAACAUAGGUUUAACAGCAACGUGACAUCUCUAGGGAGGACUGCAGAGGAACGGAGCAUGUACACUGUAUUCGAGUCAUUUAAACAGAUAGGUUUAACAGCAACGUGACAUCUCUAGGGAGGAAAGGAAAGGAAUGUUUGUACUAUGACAAUGGAUAGAGAUUUCUGGUACUGAAAGCAGAAUAUAGCCAAACUGCGGAGGAACUGAGCAUGUACACUGUAUUCGAGUCAUUUAAACAGAUAGGUUUAACAGCAACGGGAAUGUUAACAUUCACCAGAGGAAAGGAAAGGAAUGUUUGUACUGUGACCGAGAUUCCGUGUAAACAAACGGGUCAGGACGUAGCCCAGUGGUAAAGCACUCACCUGAUGUGCAGUUGGUCUGUGAUCGAUCCAAGAUGGUGGACCAAUUGGGCCAUUUCUCAUUUCAUCCAGUGCUCCACAACUUGUGUAACAAAUGCCAUGGUAUGUACUAUCCUGUCUAGGAUUUCCCACAGACAGGAGAGCAUAUACCAUGAAUUUUAAUAUACUAAUCAUGGGUAACUGCCCAAGAUAGAUGGGGGAGGAUCUUUUCUAUAUGCUUUCCCACAGAUAACAGAGCAUAUAUCAUGGCUUUUAAUUUAUUAAUCAUGGGACACUGCCUAGGAUAGGUCAGGGAAAAAGAUCUUUUAUGUGUGCUUUCCCACAGAUAGGAUAGCAUAUACAGUGUCCUUUUAUAUACCGUACUAAUCAUUGGACAGGUGAGGGUCGGGAUAGAUUGAUUCAUCAAUGGUGAUCAGUCGUGCAUCCUUACCAGUGAGCUACAUUCCACCCAGUUAUUGAGAGCACAUCAGUGAAUUUUAAUGUGCAAAUCAUGCUAUAUAUAAUAGUUUUAAAAAAAUCUUUUAUAUUAUUUGUAAAUAUAUUAUUUUAUAUUUUAAAUACAUUUGUUUCAUAUGUUAUAUGUGCUUUUUAUUUAUAUUUGUAUAAUACUAUAAAUUAAAAUA
Molecule: messenger RNA, 4683 nt
Organism: Gigantopelta aegis
Lineage: Eukaryota; Metazoa; Mollusca; Gastropoda; Neomphalida; Peltospiridae
Product: DIS3-like exonuclease 1
Biological process (GO): rRNA catabolic process
Cellular component (GO): cytoplasmic exosome (RNase complex)
Molecular function (GO): 3'-5'-RNA exonuclease activity; RNA binding
Source: RefSeq, a predicted model, not a curated record